Ananas comosus (pineapple) is the source of this 936-nucleotide messenger RNA. RefSeq lists its product as uncharacterized. The record is from RefSeq and is a predicted model, not a curated record. NCBI's taxonomy places the organism in Eukaryota, Viridiplantae, Streptophyta, Magnoliopsida, Poales, Bromeliaceae.
AUGCUAUCAACUUUUUGUUGAUUUGAUGUAAAAUUUUGAUCAAUUAGUGUUCGGACAAUCUGAUUUGAUACAGUUUUAGUAUAACAUUGCGAUCACGGUGAAGAAGAUCGGUAUUCACAAAGAGGCUCUCGAAAAGGUAGAGAUUGUGAGCAGUGUCACAAUGGAUCCAGGUAUGCAGCAACUCCAGCAAACUCUAGUUGAGAUUGAAACCGAAGCGGAAGAACUUCUUUUGGCAAAGCAUCAGUUGGUCGAAAAUGAUAGGCUGAGAAACAGUAACCGGGAAGCAUUAACUGCUCUAAGGAAGAAUGCUCGAACAACUAAAAGCAGUGUCCCAUCCCCUUUUGAGGCAAUAAUGAAAGGAAUUGAGGGAACCAAAUCAAAGGCUUUGGUGCAGGAGAUAUGUCCAACAUGUGGAGAUUAUGAUUCAACGGAGAAUACAUGGAUGAUGUUUCCCGGGUCUGAUAUUUUUAUCCGCGUGCCGUUUCAUGCUGCACAUACCAUAUUAGAGAAAGACCAAGAACGACUGGACUACGACACGAAGAAACUACAGAGUUAUGUGAAGGAAAAGUCGUUCUCAAUCUCGGAAAGAGGAGCCCUUGCCGAUAGAGUAAGUCCUAGCAUCUUGAGGUCCCUCGUCGCCUUAACAGACAAACCUAAGUAGGUAUCUGAUUCUCCGGCUUAAAAUGUCUUCUGGCAUCUUGAGGUCCCUCGUCGCCUUAACAGACAAACCUAAGUAGGUACGUACCUGAUUCUCCGGCUCAAAAUGUCUUCUGUUGUGUAUUCAACCUUCAACCUAUUGAGACCUAACUUCUUAAAAUGCCAUUAAGCUUUGGUUUCCUCGAGUUCCUGUAGACGAUUUGUAUGGGUGGUUCCUUUGUCAAUACUGCUGAGAAACUGCUCAUUAUUAUUAUUAUUAUUAUUAUUAUUUUGUCUUUU